AUGAACAUGCGAUGCCACAGAAAGGGGACCAUUAUGCCCAUCGUGCUGCUUUUAACAACAAUAGCUAAUGCAUCUGAUAUUCCAUCCUGCGCAGUAGAUUGCAUGGCCAUUGGAAUCGGAAAUUCGCCUUGCACUUUGACCAAUACCACCUGUAUCUUCGCAGAUGCCUCGCUGCAAGCCAAUUUGACAGCUUGUGUGCAAAUGACCUGCACCGUCAAGGAUAGUCUAACUACGGCAAACGCUACAAGUACCAUGUGCCAUAGCCCAAUCCGCAACAAGACCAAUGUCAUCAUCAGCAGAAAUUCGGUAUUUGGGGGGUUAGCAAUAGUUGCAACCUUUAUUCGAAGUCUGGAGUUCCGCAAGCAUUUUGGUCUAGAAGACAUCUUUGUGAUAUUUGGACUAGUUUUUAGUGCUAGGAUGGGUAUAUUGGAAUUUUUCAUGGUUGAUGCCGGUUAUGGAAGAGAUAUCUGGACAAUAUCUUUCUCAGAUAUUACCCUUAUCCUGAAGUACAAUAGGGUCGUCGAGAUGCUCUACAUUGGCGCGAUUACCUCGGUCAAGAUGGCCUUCCUCAAUCUCUAUCUCAAUAUUUUCCCGAAUUUCGGCCUUCGAAAUGCGAUAUACAGCGUGAUGAGAAUAGUGGUCGCUUAUUUUUUCGCCUUUUUCUUCGGAGUUUGUUUCAACUGUUUACCUGUGUCUUACAUCUGGACCUCCUGGACAGGUGAAACAAAGGGUAUUUGUCUCAAUUUCAAUGCCUUUGGGAUUGCGUGCGCAGUGAUCAAUAUCGUUCUUGAUAUGACCGUCAUGGCCUUAUCUCUCCAUGAGAUCAUGAAGCUGAAACUUAGACCAACGAAGAAGGUUUGA
This is a messenger RNA of Penicillium odoratum, 861 nucleotides long. RefSeq names its product CFEM domain-containing protein. The record is from RefSeq and is a predicted model, not a curated record. Lineage: Eukaryota; Fungi; Ascomycota; Eurotiomycetes; Eurotiales; Aspergillaceae. The transcript has 6 exons. The coding region runs from base 1 to 861 and encodes 286 amino acids.